CGUCAUGACACGUGUGUUGACAUUUUCAUAAACAGAUGUGUACUAAUUUUAAAAAUCGAAUUAAACAAUAAUAAAAGCUUUUCUAUAUAAUUACAGUGACAAACACUGCCUGUAUUCCACCUUUCUGUUAACUUAUUAUUACAAUUUAUUCGAGUUAAUUUCAAAGCAUGGAGCAAGGACAAUUCACAGGAAUUUCCCCAAUAAUUUUAGCCCUAGCAUUAGUGUUAUUUACAAUAAUCCUGUUUUUCCUGAGGCGAGUCCUCAAAAGUGGCAAAAAGUGUGUUCUCUUGACGGGCCUCAAUGAAACCGGCAAAACCCUGAUUUACUCACAACUGUUGCAUAACAUGCACGUUUCCACCUAUACAUCAAGCCAAGAAAACAUUGAGGAGUAUAAAAUUGAUGGGAAAGGUGUUACAGUAAUCGACCUCCCAGGUUAUCACAGUAUCAGGCAACAAUUCUUCGAAAAAUACAAAAACCAAUCGAAAGCAAUCGUGUAUGUCAUAGAUUCUGUCACAGUAAGUCAGAAUAUUAGGGAUGCCGCUAACGUGUUGUAUAACAUCCUAAUUGAUCCCGCUGUGAUGAAAAAUAGGCCUGACUUGUUAAUUUUGUGUAAUAAACAGGAUCAGACUUUGGCCAAAGGAUCUGGCGUGAUUAAGUCCAUGCUAGAGAAGGAACUUAACACCCUACGUAACACCCAAACGAACCAACUGACCCAACUGGAAUCGAAAGAGAAGGCGGCCAAACUGGGAGACUCGUCCAACGAUUUCAGCUUCAACGAUCUCUACUGCAGGGUGGAAUUUGCGGAAUCUCACGCGUUCAACAAAAACGGCUCGGUCGACCUGGAGCCCUUGAAAAAAUGGAUUAGAAAAGCGGCCUGUUAAAAAUACAAACAAACUGCCACUUACUGCUUUGAAAUUGUUUAUUCGGUUUUAUACAUAACAUCAACGUAUUCAAUUACAAAAAAAAAAAGGCAAAUAAAUACAUCUGGCGCGCUACAAAACAAGGAUAAAUAAACGAGCUGUUAGGCGCGACUUUCUCUGGUUUGUUGUCGGAUCACAGUGUGUUUUAAUAAAAAUUAUUAUUUUUUAA
This is a messenger RNA of Anthonomus grandis grandis, 1089 nucleotides long. It is a transcript of the gene SrpRbeta, whose product is annotated as signal recognition particle receptor subunit beta. Gene Ontology annotation, cellular component: Golgi apparatus. Gene Ontology annotation, biological process: protein localization to organelle; intracellular protein transport; Golgi to plasma membrane protein transport. The transcript is spliced from 4 exons. Gene Ontology annotation, molecular function: GTP binding. The record is from RefSeq and is a predicted model, not a curated record. The coding region runs from base 168 to 881 and encodes 237 amino acids. NCBI's taxonomy places the organism in Eukaryota, Metazoa, Arthropoda, Insecta, Coleoptera, Curculionidae.